AUGACGAUGAUGAGCGUGUUGGCCAACGCGCUUCGCGGCAUUGCGAGCGCGGAGCGCCGUGGCAAGCGUCAGGUUCUUAUUCGCCCGUCGUCCAAGGUCGUCGUGAAGUUCUUACAGGUGAUGCAGAAGCACGGCUACAUUGGUGAGUUUGAGAUCAUCGACGACCACCGUGCGGGUAAAAUUGUGGUGAAUCUCAACGGCCGCCUUAACAAGUGCGGUGCCAUCUGCCCCCGCUUCGACUGCACUGCCCCUGACUUUGAGAAGUGGGUGAAGAACAUUCUUCCCAGCCGUCAGUUUGGCUUCGUGGUGCUUACGACGUCGCUUGGCAUCAUGGACCACGAGGAGGCGCGUGCCCGCAACACUGGUGGAAAGGUUCUUGGCUUCUUCUACUAA
Trypanosoma rangeli is the source of this 393-nucleotide messenger RNA. RefSeq names its product 40S ribosomal protein S15a. Gene Ontology annotation, biological process: translation. Gene Ontology annotation, molecular function: structural constituent of ribosome. Gene Ontology annotation, cellular component: ribosome; cytosolic small ribosomal subunit. Lineage: Eukaryota; Euglenozoa; Kinetoplastea; Trypanosomatida; Trypanosomatidae. The record is from RefSeq and is a predicted model, not a curated record. The transcript has a single exon. Bases 1 to 393 code for a protein of 130 amino acids.